Molecule: messenger RNA, 954 nt
Organism: Penicillium vulpinum
Lineage: Eukaryota; Fungi; Ascomycota; Eurotiomycetes; Eurotiales; Aspergillaceae
Product: SDR family oxidoreductase
Exons: 6
Coding region: 1-954 (317 amino acids)
Molecular function (GO): oxidoreductase activity
Source: RefSeq, a predicted model, not a curated record
AUGGCUAGCAAGUGGUCAUGGUCAUCAACGGGCAACGAAGUGGUGGAUGAGUAUCCCGGGCAAAUCAAGGGACGCACUUUUUUGAUUACCGGCCCGAGCGACGGUGGAAUUGGAGCAGAGACCGCUCUUUGUCUUGCAUCUCAAUCCCCAUCGACUAUCAUUCUUGCCGGCCGUGAUAGAGCCAAGAUCCAACCCGUCAUCGAUAGAAUUACUCACAUCAACCCUGAAGUUAAUACGAUAUUUAUUACUCUCGAUCUUAGUGACCAAGCUUCGGUGCGAGCAGCAGCAGCAGAAGUCAAGAAUCAGGUUGACCAUAUCGAUGUACUGAUCAACAAUGCCGCAAUAAUGGCUUGUCCAUAUAGCUUAACGAAGGACAACUUGGAGGUUCAGUUUGGGACAAACUUUCUCGGUCCUUUUCUUUUCACCGGUCUAUUACUCCCCAAGCUUCGUGCUGCAGGACUUGGGUCACGCAUUGUAAAUGUGAGCAGCUCCGCGCAUCGCUUUGAGGGGAUUCGAUUUCAUGAUAUCGAUUUCGAGAAUGGACGCGCUUAUGAUACUUGGAAAGCAUAUGGUCAAUCAAAGACUGCACUGAUCCUGAUGGCUAUUCAUAUGGCCAGCAAAGUCCCUAGCAAUGAGAUCGCUACGUUCUCUGUGCACCCAGGAAGCAUUGCAUCGAAUCUGCAACGACAUGUGGACUCUGAGUCGAUCUCAGAUGCUAGAGUGAAGUCGCAGAAUAUCACCGACUAUGAAGUCACCGACAGAAAGACUCUUCAGCAAGGCUGUGCUACGACUUUGAUUGCAGCUCUGGAUCCUCGUCUAAAAAAAUUUUCGGGCUCAUAUCUCAGCGAUGGACAGUUGAAGCAACAGGCAGACCAUGCGCGCGGGGCAGAUAAUGCUGAGAAGUUGUGGCAUUUGGGCGAGGAGAUUCUUGGACAAAGAUUCGCGAUUAACUGA